GAGGAGUCGACAUGGAGGAAAAGGAGCUGUUUGUGUGACCCUACGGAGAGACUCCUGACCCCCGUGGAAGAAUGAUAACUUAACCAGCACUUUGGGAGCCGUUUUUUUUUUUUUUUUAAUGUAUGUAUGUGUGUGUGAAGUAAACUGUAGGAAAGUUUGAAGCUGGGGGGCUGGCUAUGGCGCGGCACAGCGAGGAGGACGCCGGGGUGGCCAAAGCUCCGCCAGCCGCUCGGCAAAGAAAGAAGAAACCCAAAGAGAACAAAACCAGGACUGUCCACGCAAACAUCCUGCACGACUGCGCCAAAGGGGCGGAAAACCCCAACCGACACUAUGCAAACAACAAGAUUAAGACGACCAAGUACACCGUGCUGUCAUUCCUGCCAAAGAACCUCUUCGAGCAGUUCCACAGGUUCGCCAAUGUUUACUUCGUCUUCAUCGCUCUGCUCAACUUCGUUCCGGUUGUCAACGCGUUCCAGCCCGAGCUCGCUCUGGCUCCCGUGGUCUUCAUCCUGUCCGUCACCGCCAUCAAAGACCUGUGGGAAGACUACCGAAGACACAGGUCGGAUAAAGAGAUCAACCACAUGGACUGCCUGGUCUACAGCAGAGCAGAGAGACGCUAUGUGGAGAAAUACUGGAAGGAGGUGCGGGUGGGAGACUUCAUCAGGCUACGAUGCAACGAGAUCCUCCCUGCCGACGUGCUGCUGCUGAGCUCCAGUGACCCCGACCGCCUGUGCCACAUCGAGACCGCCACACUGGACGGAGAGACCAACCUCAAGCAGAGGCAGGUGGUCCGCAGCUUCUAUGACCUGGACUGCGAGUUUGACCCCUUAAAGUACAACAGCAUCAUCGAAUGUGAAAAGCCCAACAACGACCUGAACAGAUUCAGAGGCUACAUAAUCCAUCGAAGCGGCAGAAGAGAUGCACUUUACAAAGAUAACCUGCUGCUGCGAGGCUGCACCAUCCGCAACACAGAGGAGGCCGUGGGAAUAGUCAUUUAUGCAGGUCACGAGACCAAAGCCAUGCUGAACAACAACGGUCCACGUUACAAGCGCAGUAAACUGGAGCGACAGAUGAAUGUAGACGUGUUCUGGUGUGUCGUCAUCCUGCUGGUCAUGUGCCUGUUUGCUGCUGUUGGUCACGGGCUGUGGAUGUUUCAGUAUGGAGAUAACAGACCUGUGUUUGAUGUUCUUAGUCCAGAGGGGACCAACUUGUCGCCCAUCAUGUCAGCCAUUUAUCUCUUCCUCACUAUGAUCAUCGUCUUUCAGGUGCUGAUACCCAUCUCCCUUUUUGUGUCAAUUGAAAUUGUCAAGAUCUGCCAAGUGUACUUCAUCCAUCAGGAUAUGGAUCUAUACGAUGAGGAGACAGACUCUCACCUGCAGUGCAGAGCACUUAAUAUCACCGAGGAUCUGGGCCAGAUGCAAUACAUCUUCUCUGACAAGACAGGCACGCUGACGGAGAACAAGAUGGUGUUCCGGCGCUGCACUGUGGCAGGGGUGGAGUAUUCCCACGAUGCCAACGCUCGAAGACUUGCCAUGUAUCAAGAAAUGGACUCAGAAGAGGAAGAGUGCACGUCUCACGGUGGCACCCUCCCCAGGCGGGACAGCGUGGCCAGCCACCAGAGCGCCCGCGUGGUGCUGCGGUCCCAGAGUACCAAGUCCCACCGCAGGACAGGCAGCAGGGCAGAGGCCAAGAGAGCCAGCAUCCUGUCCAAGCACACAGCCUUCAGCAGCCCCAUGGAGAAAGAUAUCACCCCUGACCCUAAGCUCCUGGACAAAGUCAAUGAAUGCAGCAGUCAGAUGGACUUCAUGCGCUUCCACAGCCAGCCCAUGUCCCAGCUGCCCUCUGACCUCUCAGACAUCAUUGAUUUCUUCAUCGCCCUCACCAUCUGCAACACGGUGGUUGUGUCCUCCCCCAACCAGCCGAGACACAAGGUCAGGAUGAGGUUCGAGCUGAAGUCUCCAGUGAAGACCAUCGAGGACUUCAUCAAACGCUUCACCCCAAGCCGACUCACCUCAGGCUCCAACAGUAGCAGCUCCUCCAGUCUCAUCACCAACCGAUCCUCCAACAAGGGAUGCUCCAGCAUGCUUUCCUCACCCUCGGCAGAGAGCACACUCACAAAGCUGCACGAGGAGCAGUCCUCAGGAGGUUUGGAGCAUGCUUUCAGCCCCGUCCUACCGUGCUAUGACGGAAAGGCCUCUUGGAACCUUGAGGAAGGAGAGCUGCGCUAUGAGGCAGAGUCGCCCGACGAGGCCGCUCUGGUCUACGCCGCCCGGGCCUACAAGUGCUCCCUGGUGGGACGCCUCCCUGACCAGGUGAUUGUGGAGCUCCCUCACCUUGGAAAGCUGAGCUUUGAAUUGCUGCACACACUGGGCUUCGACUCCACCAGGAAGCGCAUGUCUGUGGUGGUUCGACACCCUCUGACCGAUCAGAUCAUCGUCUACACUAAAGGAGCAGACUCUGUAAUCAUGGACCUCAUCAAACCCCUUGACACAGGAAACUCCAAAGGGAAACGCCAGAAAAAGAUUGUCUGCAGGACCCAGAACUACCUGAAUCUGUACGCUGCAGAUGGCCUUCGCACGCUGUGCAUAGCAAAAAAGAUUCUAAGCAAAGAGGAGUACGCCUGCUGGCUGCAGCGGCACUUGGCGGCUGAGACGGCAAUUCAGGGAAGAGAGGAGCUGCUCUUUGAGUCUGCCCUGCGGCUGGAAACAAACCUCCAUCUUCUGGGAGCGACAGGCAUUGAGGAUCGGCUGCAGGACGGCGUGCCUGAAACUAUAGCUUCCCUGCGGGAGGCCGGCCUGCAGAUUUGGGUUCUGACGGGGGACAAACAGGAAACGGCUGUCAACAUCGCGUAUGCGUGCAAGCUUUUGGACCCUGAGGAGGAGAUCCUGACACUAAAUGCUGACUCUCAGGAGGCCUGCGCGCUGCUGCUGGAGGAGAGUUUACACUACAUCCAGGCCAAAUUCCUCUGCAGCUCUUCAGACCCAAACACCAAAACCUUCCACACUAACUUCUCACCCUUUGACAUCUACUCCUCUUCAUCUCCGUCCUCCCCCUCCUCAUCCUCCCAGUCCACUCCCUUCUUGGUGCACCGGCUGGGCCUGGUGAUAGACGGCCGGACCUUGGCCUACGCCCUGGAUAAAAGUUUGGAGGAUAAGUUUCUGGCUGUGGCUCGGAGCUGCCGUGCUGUGCUCUGCUGCCGGUCCACGCCGCUGCAGAAGAGCAUGGUGGUCAAACUGGUGCGGAACAAGCUGAAGGUCAUGACUCUGGCCAUAGGUGAUGGGGCCAAUGACGUCAGCAUGAUCCAGGUCGCAGACGUUGGCGUGGGGAUCUCAGGACAGGAAGGCAUGCAGGCAGUGAUGGCGAGCGAUUUUGCCCUCCCACGUUUCCAGUAUCUCCAGAAGCUCCUGCUGGUACACGGGCACUGGUGCUACUCCCGGCUGGCUAACAUGAUCCUCUAUUUCUUCUACAAGAACGCUAUGUUUGUGGCGCUCAUCUUCUGGUAUCAGUUCUACUGCGGCUUCUCGGGUUCAGCCAUGAUUGACCAGUGGUAUCUCAUCUUCUUUAACCUGAUGUUCUCCGCUUUCCCACAACUCAUCACUGGCACUCUGGACAAGGACGUGUCAGCAGAGACUCUCCAACAGCUACCUCAGCUCUACGUGAACGGCCAGAACUCCGAGGAAUAUAAGCCAUAUAUGUGGAUGAACAUGAUCGACGCCUUCUACCAAAGUCUCGUCUGCUUCUUCAUUCCUUACUUUGCCUACGCCGACUCUGACGUGGAUCUGUUUACAUGGGGAACUCCCAUCACCACCCUCGCCUUAUUCACUAUUCUGCUGCAUUUGGGUACGGAGACCAAAACAUGGACCUGGAUGAACUGGCUGUCAAUCACCUUCAGUAUGGCGUUAUUCUUCACUGUGGCCCUGUGCUACAACGCCUCCUGUCCCACCUGCUACUCCCCCUCCAACCCCUACUGGACCAUGCAGAGGCUGCUGCAGGAGCCCCUCUUCUACCUGCUGUGCUUCAUCACGCCUAUAGCUGCACUGCUGCCUCGAUUUUUCUACAGGGCGUGUCAAGGCACGCUGUUCCCAAGCCCAGUCCAAGUUGGAAGGCAGUUGGAUAAACUCCCCGCUGACACCCGCAGGAACAUCCUCAGCCUGAGCCGGGUCAACGUGGGGUCACCGCUCAGCCCCAAGCUUCCUUUCCUGUCCCUCGCUAAGCCCUCGCCAAAAGGUUGCAAUAAAAAGGACCAGAGGAGCGUCCCUGGCUAUAAACAGGGGCCUCUAUUACAAACAGAUGAAGAAAAGGGCCAGAGAAACCCACUGCAGCCCACAGACAGUGAGCUGCACCUCUCAGAUCUCUAUACAUUGGCUCCUUCAGAACUGGACACCCUUCCCUACACCAGAGAUACCCCCUCCCUCUCAGGGGAGCUGCAGCCUCCUGCCACCAGAGACUCGGAUCGUGUUGAUAAGACUUCAGAGCCGUCAGAUGUGAGUCUGUCCAGCUGGAUUACCUCCACGCCUCUGCCUGCGCAGGCAGACAGCGUGCAGCUGAGCCUGCGCUCCGACGGAGCCUCGCAGUGCGUCAAAUACACGAGAAACUCGGAGGAAAGACUCAAAUCUGAGCGCGCCGUCAGUCCGGCACACAGGACAGAGCAGCCGGCUGAACGGUCGCUGCAUGUCUCCUCAUGAUGUCUUAACUAAAAAUCCACUUGCACAAUAGUUUUUUGUUUUGUUUUUUUUAAAGAUCUAAUUUUAUUUUUCAAGCAGAUUCUUUUAUAAAACACACAAAGAGGUACUUUUAUAUAUUGGAUGUAAAUCUAAAGCAGAGAUAUUUUUGAGGUUUGGGAGAUUUGUUUUUAUUUUUCUGAUACUGGGAAACUUCACAAAGAAGCAUCUCAGUACAGUUUGAAUGAAAGGCAGAGCAGAGCAGAGCACUGCUGGGCUGCUGUCCUGUGAUGGUUCCCAGUUAGUGUUUCAGCUUUGUCUGUAAACACACUAAGGCUGAUCAGAGGUGUCCGUGGCCUCGGAUCAGUGCUGAUGAGGAAAGAAGUUUCUAUACUUUACGUCCCCACAGAAGCAUAUUUCUGUGAGGGUUUCCAUGCAGAUUAUCCCAAAGUUUUAUAUUCACAUGCAGCAAAUAGUGGCAUUGGCUCGGUGCACAUUUUCAUCUUGUUGCUGGAUCAAGUAGCAUUGAAGCCUGUUUAUAGCUGUUCUCUUGUACGGUGAAGUCUUCUGAAUAAUAACUUUACAGCCAACAGCUCUAAUAAUUAUUUAUGCAGUAUGACAUUCACCAAGAAAUCAUAAUUUCUGUCUUUAUGCACUAAGAAUCUACCAGGAAUUAUGCUCUGUGUGUGUGUGUGUGUCUGUGUGUGUGUGUGUGUGUGUCUGUGUGUGUGUGUGUGUAUCCACCAACUCAUCAGCCCUCUUUGAUCAGUCCUUGCCAGCCCCAUAUAAAGUAGAUUUGGGGCAUUUAUUUUGCCAAAAAGUGAGAUUGAUCCAGUUCCUGUAUGUGUCAAAUAUGAAGCUGAAGCUGGAGGCAGAGACCUUGCAGCAUCUCUGAAGCUCAUUAUUUAACAUUUGUUUAAUUUGUUCAAAUUCCAGUCUGGUCCCUGAAGUCACCAGAUGAUGUGUGUCUGUUAAAUUUGUAAGGGUUAGCUGCCACCUGUGCAGGGGUACACCCACCACCCAGCGUCAAGUCAGCCACCGCCCGAGUUAAAACCCUCCUGUGUCUGCACAGAUGUUUACACGUGUCUUCAUCGCCAUCUGUUACUGUUUUACUUGGAAGAGCUUUAAAAACCCUACUGUUCACUCCUCCUCCUGACAUUAGUAACUAGUUGCUGAAAGUAUAAAACAGAACUUAAACCUGCAUUCUUUUAAUGGCCAACAGGGGGCGAUGCCUGUAGUUGUAAAAAGACGUGCUUGUACAGAGGUCUGUGGGAGCACGGCGCUUGGCGUCCUCGCUAAGCAUGAAAUGAGAUGCUGUGGAGGCUGCUUCCAUCUUUGCUAAUGUCUGCAUUUAGCAGCUGAAAGGUCAAACGCUUGACUCACAGUGGACGUACCAGUAAACUUAAUUAGCAAAUUCUUCAGUAAAUCACUGCACCUGGUUAGCUGUAGAGGUGCCUGUUGGUGGAUAUUUUUACCUUCACACAGAAGCUUUAAGAGGACCUGUUAUGCUUUCUUUUCUUUUUUUCCCAUUUCCUUCUGCUGUGGUGGAUGUUCAUUUUAAACAUGACCAAAGUUUCAAAUCAUGAAGUCAGGGUAUAUAUAUAUAGUGACCACUGAGUCAGAAGUUCCUUUUCUUUUUCUAUUCGAGGGUCCUUAUGAUGUCAGAGAGGGGCGGAGAAGCCACACCCACCUGCUCUUCAAACCUGUUUGUAACACGGAUAAGGAAGCUGAGUGGGAGCUGCAUCGAGGCUGAGAAUAAGAAAAAGGGCAUUAUUUUUGAACUGUGAUUCAUGCAAAGCUACCGUCAAGUAAUAAAAAUAUGGAGAAUAGCAGAUUCCCUGCACAGUCUGUGUCCUGCAGCCAAUCAAAGAAAACGUUUACUUGAAGGUCCUUUUUUAACCAGUCAUGUCGUGUGUUGAGUUUAUUUUUUUUCUCCUACACACAGUGAGCUGUAAGCCAAAUCCUUGGUGCUCAGUCUGUCCCACAUCUAAAAGACGACUUUAAGUUUGCACUUUGAAAUCUUUGUGAGAGAAGUGUUGCUGGGAGAGUGAGAGCUCUCCUCCAGCCUUCCCUUUGCAGACACUUGGAUGUGUUCCUUGUGUUAAUGGCUGAGCAUUUCAAGCAGCAGCACCUUUAAUAUUUUCUUAUUGUCAUGUCUCAUUCCAGUAUGUCUUUGUAAAAAGUUCAACUUUUGCCAAAGAUCAUUUAUAUUUCUGCAUUUACGAAGCGACAGUAUGUGUGCCUUAACACUGGAUAAGAAAUGAUAAAUGUGCUCGUGAUGCUGAUUCUGUUUAAAGAUGACGGAGCGUGAAUUACGAGGCUGCAGGCUUUGUGGUUUCUGUCCUCCUGCCUGUCUUUUUGCACACGGUGCGUCUCUCUCUGCCCCGCUGUUGUCUGCGGUCUGCUCACUUUGUUUUGGCGCUUCUGUCAUUUGGGGCGUUGCACUUUGUGUGCCAGGCUGAAGCUCGAGUGUUGCUGCGUUCCUGCGUACCCACGGUCACACAGAAUAUCCGGGCGUAUUUCUUGUUUUUCUCUGUGUUUUUCUUUUGGUUGCUGCAGCUGUCGAACGUGAGCUUCACAUUUGUUUACGUUACAGUUUCACUCUCAACCCUCGAGUCCAGAGGACGCCGAUCAGCCACAACAUUAAAGCCAUUUUACAGUUAUUUCAAAGCUUGUGUCUGAAUGAUUCAGGACAGAUGUGGACGCAGUCCGAGAGAACGCGUCACUCCGCUUCAAAGAAAUGAUUUGGAAAGGCUCAAGGAACACAACAAGGAGCUAAACUGAGUGUGUUAAACUGGCCUUCCCAAAUCUCCGUCUGAUCCGGGCAUGGAGACCCAGCUGAACCAGAAGGAUCCACCUUGAGCUGCUGCAUCCAAGCUUCAGCCGGGCACAUCUGCUUUUUAUGUUGUGGUUGAUCGGUAUAUUGGAAGGUGUUGAUCACAAAGAUCUUGGGUUAAACACUGAAGAGCUGCAGCCUGUUACCAACUUAGAAAAGCUGUUUUAGGUUUUUAUUCAAAUUCCACAUUUUUAUCAGUUCGUGGGCCUUUGAG
Archocentrus centrarchus (flier cichlid) is the source of this 7711-nucleotide messenger RNA. It is a transcript of the gene atp10a, whose product is annotated as ATPase phospholipid transporting 10A. The record is from RefSeq and is a predicted model, not a curated record. Lineage: Eukaryota; Metazoa; Chordata; Actinopteri; Cichliformes; Cichlidae. Gene Ontology annotation, molecular function: ATP hydrolysis activity; ATP binding; magnesium ion binding. Gene Ontology annotation, cellular component: plasma membrane. Gene Ontology annotation, biological process: phospholipid translocation.